This is a messenger RNA of Penicillium manginii, 4338 nucleotides long. RefSeq lists its product as uncharacterized. The coding region runs from base 1 to 4338 and encodes 1445 amino acids. Gene Ontology annotation, cellular component: membrane. Gene Ontology annotation, molecular function: ATP binding; ATP hydrolysis activity; ABC-type transporter activity. The record is from RefSeq and is a predicted model, not a curated record. Gene Ontology annotation, biological process: transmembrane transport. The transcript has 16 exons. Lineage: Eukaryota; Fungi; Ascomycota; Eurotiomycetes; Eurotiales; Aspergillaceae.
AUGCGUGCAAAUAUUGGCUAUCAUGCCAGAGAAGUUGUCAAUUCAAUCCCACCCUUCCACGGCCAGAGUGUUGUUGGUGAUUUGCAACUAUUAUUCGGAAAUGUCAUUUUAACUAUCGUGUUGUCAAGCUUUGGAAUUGUUGGCUUCUCAUUCUGGUCGAUACGGAGAUUGUGGCAGCGUCCGACCAAGAAGGUCGCGCUUUACGGACGCGUAGUCUUCGCGAAAUGGAUACUUUGCACGCUGUUGAUGAUUUUGUACAUCGCAUACCUCGUCACAGUCGCUACACUGGGCUCCGUCCACGGCGCCGCCCGACGCUUCGCCAUUUGUGCCGCGGCCCUGCAAUUUUGCUGUUCGGUAUUUCUUUCACUGGUGGUUGUGGUCAGCCACGCGUGGGAGAUUCGCGCUUCGUCUUUCGGACAACUAUUUACAACAGCAUGGGGAGUCACCGACAUCGCACGCAUUAUACUUCUCGCCGAGUCAGACGAAACGAAGGCAUGCUUGGGCAUCUUAUCUUCCAUUCUAGGGGUGAAAGUGUUGCUCCUAGUAGCUGAAGAGAUCACCAAACGAAAUGUCUUGAACACCCCCUACAACAAAUACCCGCCCGAGGCACUCAGCGGCAUCAUCAACCGCGUCUUUGUUGUCUGGCUCAAUCCACUCAUGUGGCGGGGUAUUGCUGGAAAGUCACUGUCACUCCCGGAGCUCUCUCAAUGCGAAGCCGAAUUCAAUAGCGCAGGAUUGUCGCGCACUGUCGGUGUGAUAUGGGAGAAGAAGGUCAUUGGAAGAAGCAAGCGUAAUCUGUUCUUGCUUCUCGCAUGGGAAUUUCGGUGGCUAUUUCUAAUCCCAACUCCCACACGAUUCGCCCAGGCUGCAUUUCAGUUCAUACAGCCUUUUCUUAUCCAACGGACUUUGAAUUGGUAUGACGCUCGCGACGACACUGAUCCUCAGAGUGUGGCAUGGGGUCUACUCGUCGCGUACGGAUUGGUUUACCUGGGAAUUGCGCUCACGACGGCAUAUAGCCAAUACCAAAUUGUGCGCUUUAUUACCGCAGUACGAGGAACUCUUGUUCUUCUUAUUUUCCGGAAGUCCCUUGAACUGCAGGAAUCCGAUAUGGCCCCACUGACACUGAUGAGUACCGAUGUUGAGCGCAUUAUACAAGGCUUGCAUUAUGUUCACGAAGCAUUUGUAAGUUUCUUCACAUUUGGCGUAGCAUUGUGGCUUCUCAAACGGCAGCUUGGUCUGGGAGCCAUCGCUCCGAUCGUGGUGUCGAUCUGCAGCAUGCUUGUGAUUGGGACAUUUGGUAAAAGCAUCAGCAAUGCACAGAAGCGCUGGGUUGAAGCCGUGGAGAAGCGUGUCUGCGUUACCACGGAAAUACUCACGUCCAUGAAAGGCAUCAAAAUGUCCGGUCUAAGCAAAUAUUCAUCCGUGAUACUGCAAGGUAUGCGGGAAACCGAACUAGCUGUAUCAUUGGCCAUGCGACGAUUCUUGACUGUUGGGAUUGGUCUUUCGUUCACCACGCCAACACUUUCCCCCAUGGUGGGCUUUGCAGUAUAUAUUGCGCUCGCUUCACAUCAUGGGAACACACUUUUGGCUGCGACGGCCUUCCCAGCACUUUCGAUCUUCAAUCUCCUGAGCAGUCCGCUCAGUAUUCUUAUUCAAAGUUUACCUGGCGUGAUUGCAAUGUUUGCCUGCUUCGAACGCAUAGGAAAUUUCCUCCAGCGCGAUUCCCGAAAUGACACUAGAUACUUGAUGAACUCGGCCACCACGUCUGCCGAGAAAGUGCUAUCAGUUGAGCCAAAGCCAGCCAGCAGCAGAGGGUCAUCUUCAAUAACGCUGCAUUCUGACUUGCUCAAUAUUGUAGACGGCAAGUUUUGGCGCACUAAAGACAGCGAGCCCAUAUUGCGGGAGCUCAACCUCCAAAUCAAGCGCGAGACACUAGUAGCAGUGGUUGGGCCGUCUGGAUGUGGCAAGACUACUCUCUUUGAGGCUCUCUUGGGAGAGCUUCCAUGUCCACUUGACUCGAUCCAAUUCGACUCCGCAUUCGACGUGCAAACCGGUAUCGCAUACUGCUCACAACAACCAUGGCUCAGAAAUGACACUGUUCGCAGUAACAUCAUCGCCGGAAUGCCAUACAAUGAGGCUUGGUACAAAACCGUGAUUGAUGCGUGUGCAAUGGAAGACAUCGUCCACACGCUAGGCGAAAAAAAGGUCGGCAGUGGAGGCACGAGCCUGAGUGGAGGGCAGAAGCAGAGAAUUUCUUUAGCGCGCGCCAUAUACUCGCGUCGCUCACUUGUUCUGCUGGAUGACACUCUUUCAGGAAUUGAUAACCUCUCCAUACAUCACAUUUUCGAUCGCUUGCUGGGUGCCGAUGGCUUGAUGAAGCAGAUGGGAAUAACAGCUAUCCUUGCAACUCAGAAUGUAAAAAACUCAAGUCUGUUUGACCAGAUCAUCACGCUCAAUAGCGAUGGCACGGUUCUCGAACGCAGAUCCCCAGUCGAUGCUGAUAGAAUUUCCGAGGACCCAAUCGCGCCAGGGAAGCAUCCUAAUGAGGCGCCAAUUUCUAUUUCCAGGAAUCCGUUCGCCUUUGCCCUAGAGGCCAGGUUUGAGACUUCGGCUUCGGACCCUCGCGACCGUCGGAGGGGUGAGCUGGGUGCAUACAAAUACUACUUUGCCUCUUUGGGCUACAGGAAGUUGGCCCUCGCUGUCUUACUGGUCGUAUCUUAUGUAUUUUUCUCCUCGUUUCCCCAAAUUUGGCUCGAAUGGUGGACUGCCUCUAACGUGGAUCAUCCCAAUAACAGGCUGGGUUACUGGAUCGGUGUUUACGCUGUUUUCGGAUUCCUGGCCGUAUUUUCACUGAUUGCUGCUUCAUGGCUCAUGCUUUGCAACAUGGUGAAGGACUCUGCGGAGUCUCUGCAUUUGAAACUUGUCCAAACUGUUGAGCGGGCCGUCGCAUCUGUGUUCACUUCCACAGAUCCAGGAAUCACAGUGAACCGAUUUAGUCAGGAUAUGGCUUUGGUCGAUAUGGAAUUGCCUAUGGCCUUCGCCAACACCAUUAUUUCUUUCACAACCUGCGUCGCACAACUUGUCAUUAUUGCUGCGUCUUCACAUUAUCUUGGUGCCACCAUCCCUUUCAUUCUCGGAGUCUGUAUUCUCACUCAACGGCUAUACAUUCGAACGUCACGGCAAUUACGAUUCUUUGAUAUCGAAGCCAAGAGUCCGUUGUAUACGGAGUUUAUUGAAUUGUUGAAUGGCCUGCAAGUAGUUCGCGCCUUCGAUAUGCAGAGCGAAUUUGAGAAAAGAUUUGCCGCAGCACUCGAUUCAUCCCAGAAGCCGUUUUAUCUCCUCCUCUGUGCGCAGCGAUGGCUCGGUUUGGUACUGAAUUUGGUGAAUCUCGGUCUGGCGUUGAUCUUAGUUGGUGUCACAACAGCCACUCGUGGUCUCUCGGGCGGCUUUUUGGGUGUUGCGCUGAUCAAUCUGACAAGCUUUGGACCAAGUUUGGCCGACUUGGUUGAUGUGUGGUGUACCUUAGAGAAUAGUCUGGCGGCAGUUGAGCGCGUGAAAUACUUCUCCGAGGAAACCCCGAAAGAGUCCACAGACUCGCCAAUUAAUCCGUCGACAAGCUGGCCCGAGCUCGGGGCCAUUAAAAUACAGGAACUAUGCCUUGGGUACGAGUCCGACCUACUUGCUGUCAAAUCACUUUCACUCGAUAUCCCAGCAGGAAAGAAGGUUGCCAUAUGUGGCCGAAGUGGCAGUGGAAAAUCGACGUUAUGCAUGGCUCUCUUCCGUAUGCUUGAUCCGAUAUCUGGCACCAUCUCGAUCGAUGGGCAAGACAUAUUCCGGGUCCCCCACGAAAUUCUUCGCUCUGCGCUUUCUAUCGUCCCCCAGGAUGCGGUGAUCCUAGGAGGAUCAAUUCGACUGAAUGUUGACCCUGAAAAUCAGCAUUCUGACACAGAUGUCAUUGAAGCAUUAGAACAAGCCGAAUUGUGGGAAUCUGUCAAAGAGCGAUUCGGGAAAGCAGAUGAUACAAGCGCCGAAUCUCUUUCCGGUAGCCAGAAGAAGCAACUCUGCCUUGCACGCGCACUGGUCAAAAAAAGCAAAAUAUUAGUUUUGGAUGAGGCAACAUCCAGUGCCGACCCUGCGACCGAUCAAAAGGUCCAUGAGCUUGUCAAUCAAGGCCUUCCGGGAACGACCAUCGUUUCUGUUAUACAUCGGUUGAAGCAUGUUGGCUUAUAUGACCUGGUCGCUGUCCUUGAUGAUGGUGAGCUGGUGGAGAUGGGUAACCCGGUCGAACUGCUUGAAAACUCAGCUUCGAGGCUAGUUGAGCUGUUUUUACGUGAUUAA